AUGUUUAGAUCAAAUAAAAAAAGAACGACACAAAACAACCGCAAUUUUGGAGUACAAGUUUUACGGUAUAAUGAAUAUCCAAAUCGCCUUAAUUUUUAUCUUGAAGCACCUAAUGAAGAAAUAACUAUAGAGGAAUUUGAAAAUUGGGCUAUUAGCCGUCUUUGUGUUCUUAGUGAAAUUGAAUCAGGGCUUUUUCGAAAUAGAACACUGAAAGAAAUAGAUAUAAUGCUUAAACCGUUAAUAGAAAAGCAUCUUCCCCUUAGUAGCAAUAUAUCUAGGUCUUUAAAGGGCUCACUAAUUGAUGAGGAACGAAAAAAAGAUCAUUAUAGUCAUUAUAUUUUAAAACUUGCAUUUUGUCGGUCAGAAGAACUACGAAAACGCUUUGUACGUGCGGAAACUGCAUUGUUUAAACUUCGAUUUUUACAAGAUGAUAGUAAGGAGAGGCUUUCAUUUAUUAAUAGUUUGAAUUUUGAUUGGGAAAUGGUUUCUGAAGAGGAAAAACGAUCCAAAUUAGAUAAGUUAGCAGAUGCUAAUUUUGAUAAAGUUUGUGAUUUGGUAGAAAAACGUAAAGUUUUUUUAGAAAAAGGAAAAGCUUAUGUCCCUGCAUCGGAACAAAUAAGUUUAAUUGCAGAAGAAUUUUCUUCAAGAUUAGAAAAAUCUUUAGAGUUAACUGCUAGGAUAUUACCUCGUCUUGAUGAAGAUGAUCGAUUAUUACCUAUAUUAAAUCAUUUAAGUUUAGGAUUUACAGUACCUGAAUAUACUAGCACAAUAGCUGGUAUUGGAAACAUCUCGGCAUUACAAAUAGAUUCACUAAUUAAACAUUUUCCUAUGUGUCAGCGUAACUUGCAUUUAAAUUUAAGAAAAGACAAACAUUUAAGGCAUUUUGGAAGACUUCAGUAUGGAUUAUUUCUAAAAGGAAUUGGUUUAGAUGUUGAAGAAGCAUUAGUAUUCUGGAGAAAAAGUUUUUCGAAUAUGUCAGAUGAGAGAUUUAAUAAGGAAUAUAGAUAUAAUGUGCGUCAUAGUUAUGGUUUGGAAGGUAAUCGCAAAAAUUAUAAACCAUAUAGUUGUCAACAAAUUCUUACUGGUCCUCAACCAGGCACAGGAGAUUCUCAUGGUUGUCCAUUUCGACAUUUUUCUAUAGAAAAUCUAAAUGCUUCUUUGGAAAAUAUGGGGAUUCAUGAUCCAAAAAUUUUAAAAGAAAUAAAUGAUGCAGUAAUUGAAAGACAUUAUCAUAUUGCAUGCACAAAGGUGUUUGAAUUUACACAUCCUUCUGUUGGUAUUUUACAAGAAAGUAUUUCUCAUCCAAAUCAAUAUUUUGAUAACAGUUACGCUUUGAUAAAAAACACUAAUAAAAAUGAAAUAAUGGAGAUUGAUAACAAGAAUACUUAA
Messenger RNA from Pneumocystis jirovecii RU7, 1389 nucleotides. RefSeq names its product DNA primase subunit PRI2. Bases 1 to 1389 code for a protein of 462 amino acids. NCBI's taxonomy places the organism in Eukaryota, Fungi, Ascomycota, Pneumocystomycetes, Pneumocystales, Pneumocystaceae. The record is from RefSeq and is a predicted model, not a curated record. Gene Ontology annotation, cellular component: alpha DNA polymerase:primase complex. The transcript is spliced from 10 exons. Gene Ontology annotation, biological process: DNA replication, synthesis of primer.